CGGUUGCCGUAGGCGUGGAGGCAAGAUGGCAGCCCCCGCCUUCACCCGUGCCGUGAGAGCCGCGUCAGGAAUCUUACGGCCCCUGAAUAUUUUGAUGUCUUCAGCCUAUGGAAACUGUGCCAAGAAUGCCUGCCUUAGUUCUGUACUGUCCACCCGACAGUUUCGUUAUAUGCAGACACCAGUUGUUUCAUCUGCUCCCAGACUUACCACAUCCAUCAGGAACCUGACAUGUGGGCAUACUGCAACAAUCCUCAAUAGAGUGACCCCCUUGCUUUCAAAUGUCCUGAAGCUACCAGUCAGAACUGUAACGUACUUCAGCGCACGAAAAGGCAAGAGAAAGACUGUGAAAGCUGUCAUCGAUAGGUUUCUUCGACUUCAUUCUGGCCUUUGGCUAAGGAGGAAGGCUGGUUAUAAGAAAAAAUUAUGGAAAAAGACGCCUGCAAGAAAAAGACGCCUGAGGGAAUUUGUGUUCUGCAAUAAAACCCAGAGUAAGCUCUUAGAUAAAAUGACAACGUCUUUCUGGAAGAGGCGUAACUGGUAUGCUGAUGAUCCUUAUCAGAAGUAUCAUGAUCGAACAAACUUGAAAGUAUAGACCAAAAAUUUUAUGAUUCUCAGUUAUUGAAUAUGUAUAUUUGUGUAUGUGAUGUCUUUGCAAAAAUGAGUAAGUUAAUACUUGAUGUAAAUUAUGCCAACUGGCAUGGAAACAUAUGAUACCAAUAUUAAACUAUGAAAGUUUUAAAACUUAAUGGAUUAAAUAUUCCCAGAUCUGUUCAAGAACAGACAAGUUUAAAAUUGUUGAUUAUUUUAACAAAUGGUAAUGGCUUAAUUAGUUCUUCCAGUUAGGCUUAUUUAGUUGCAAGGAAUCCAAGUUAGGACAGACAUAGGAAGACUAUAAAAAGCAAGUUAACUGAAGCAGUGUGACAUUAUUUUAAGGGUGCGUACCUGGAAACUCAGGAACCACCCCACCAGCCCCAUCUCCCACCAGAACUAACUGCCAGGCAUCCGGAAGAGCAGAAAUUAUAUUGAUCCACCUCUAGGGGCCUCAGCAACAGGAAGUGGUGGGUUUUUAGAUUUGGGGUCUGCCAUGUGUGUGAGUCAGUUCCUACUCCCUCAUGGUAACUCUAACGUGCACCUUUCAGGUUGUUUUCUACAUCAUGAUCCUCAGCCCCUACUCCAAUUCCUAAUGUCAAGAGCCUCAAACUACUCCAGCUUAUCUUUUUACACCAGGUCUCAUCAAGGAUCAUUGACCAAUGUAGGGACUGGCUGUUCUUAGGUCAGGAGCCCACCCUGGCCCACUGGUUGUGUUAGCAGGUUCACAUGAAGCAAAAAGUAGUUAUGUGAGCAGUUUCACUUAAAGGUAGACAAGGGAUGGCAAUACCCAUUGUGGCAUACUAGGCUCAUUGUGCUCAUUACUGUUCUCACUUAGUUUAUUAAAAUAGGAUUUUUUAUGGAAAGGAGUAUAUGAAAUAGUCUUUCAGUAUGCCCAUUCAUGAAAUAGAAGAGGCUGUACAAGUGAACACAACUUCUUACCCAAAAGUUGAAGAUGCAGUAUUUUCUAAAAGUUAACCUACUUCUCUAAUAGUAGAAAAGUAGUCUAAUAGAAUUAGAUUCCAUAUUUCUAAUUGUAAGGAUAAACUUUUUCAAACUUUCCAAAGAUGCAUUGUAUAAACUAAGGGGAGAAAAGUAAUCUGAAUCAUUUUAGAAAUGACACGAGUUCAGCAUUGUUCCAUGAAGAGGGUCUGGUAAGAGGCACUGAGAAAAAUUAAAUUAACUGAGUAGUUAGAGACUAGGGCAGUGGUUCUCAGCUCUCCUUUCAGAAUCAUCCGGGAAGCAUUUUCAGACAAACAGAGCACUUUGCCUGGUUGAAAAACCAUCCAGAGCUCCCUCAACUUACAGGGUUAUAUUCUAAUAAACCCAUUGUAAGUUGAAAAUUUCCUAAGUUGAAAAUGCAUUUAAUAUGCCUAACCUAUCUUACAUCGUGGCUUAACUAGACUACCUUAAACAUAUUCAGAACACUUAAUUAGCCUAAAGUUGGGCAAAAUCAUCUAACACAAAGCCAAUUUUACAGUAAAGUGUUGAAUGUCUCCCGUACUUGAAUAAUAUACUGAAAGAGAAAAACAGUGGUUUUUUAGAAUCAGGUGAGUACAGAAUGGUUGUAAAUAUAUUGGUUGUUUAACCUCAUGAUCUCGCUGACUGGGAGAUGGGGCUCACUGCCACUGCCCAGCAUCACAGGAUAGUAUCCUAGCACUUACUGCUAGCCUGGGAAAAGAUCCAAAUUCAAAGUUCCAAGCAUGGUUUCUACUGAAUGCAUAUUGCUCUCACACCAUUAAAGUUGAAAAAUCAUAAAUUGAAGCAUCCUAAGUCCGCAUCUGUCUGUGUUAAACAGAACUACACCUCAUUCCCUCUUCAGAUUCUUUAAUAUAAUAGUUGAAGAAGAAGUUCUUCUAUUGUUAAAAGAAUAAGGUAAAAGAUGACCAAAUUGGAGUUCUGUGGCAUGUCAGAGUAGGAUUAUAAGAGGAAUUCCUUGAAGCCAGCAUGUGGUAGCAGGGCUUAUCAUUGACACUGACUUUAUAGUUUGGCAUUGAAACACCUUUCAUUAAAAUAAAUGGUCUACCUAAAUACAUUCAACUGUAUGUAAAAGUAUAGCUUAUUGAACACCUAUUUUGUCCCAGCGGAAAGAAGGGCAUUUAACUAUAGAACUCAUACCAACCUUGCAAAGGAGCUAUUAUUUGUCCGUGGUUUAGAUCUGAAGAAACUGAAGCUUAUGGAGGUUAAGUAAAUUAUGCAAAACAACAGCUAAGUAGCAGAACCUAGGUCUAACUUCUUGGAAUCCCAUGAAUUUCCCUGAAGUCUUCUAACAGUAUAUGACAAUAUCUAAUCAACAAGUGACUAAUCUAGCACUAUAAAUAAAAUAUUUCAUAAUACUGUACCAAGUCAGCUUUUAAAUGUAACUUUGUUCUUCUGUUGUUUGUUACCUCUUAACCUGGCUAAUCUCUAUUCGGUUGACAUUGGACUUGACUCAGUAAAUGAAUAAAUGACUUU
Molecule: messenger RNA, 3042 nt
Organism: Manis pentadactyla (Chinese pangolin)
Lineage: Eukaryota; Metazoa; Chordata; Mammalia; Pholidota; Manidae
Gene: MRPL35
Product: mitochondrial ribosomal protein L35
Exons: 4
Coding region: 26-592 (188 amino acids)
Biological process (GO): translation
Cellular component (GO): ribosome; mitochondrion
Molecular function (GO): structural constituent of ribosome
Source: RefSeq, a predicted model, not a curated record